This is a messenger RNA of Plutella xylostella (diamondback moth), 5265 nucleotides long. RefSeq names its product ATP-dependent chromatin assembly factor large subunit (gene Acf). Gene Ontology annotation, molecular function: DNA binding; protein binding. Gene Ontology annotation, cellular component: nuclear chromosome; CHRAC. NCBI's taxonomy places the organism in Eukaryota, Metazoa, Arthropoda, Insecta, Lepidoptera, Plutellidae. Gene Ontology annotation, biological process: chromatin remodeling; regulation of heterochromatin formation; positive regulation of DNA replication. The record is from RefSeq and is a predicted model, not a curated record.
ACCCAGUUCAUAUGUUUGGCGUAAAAAGAAGCGCACCUCGCGCCGUUUUUUGGCUUGUCAACCGAAACCACGCAACAUUUCACGGCUUAUUUCUUGGGAAAAUCUACUGAUUUCCUGAUGGUUUGUGCAAAACAUCGUAACACUAGAUGUGCCACAAGAAGUUAAGUGCAUUUGCAGUCCGGUGCCCGAGUGUAUCGCGCUAGAAACCGUUUUCCCACCGAGGCGAGCGGCGAACCCUCAACAUGCCUCUCUUGAAGAGAAAAGCUAAGCUCGAGAAAUCGACGGCGUCGGAGUACCUCCGGGACGACGACGAGGUGUUCCACUGCGAGGUCACCGACGAGAUAUUCAAAGACUAUGAAGAGUACUGUGAGAGGAUUAUUUUGGUCAACUCCAUGGUGUGGUCAUGUGAGAUGACAGGGAAGAACAACUUGACUUAUGCAGAGGCUCUAGACAGUGAGAAGGCAGCUAGGAGGUCCUUGAAAGACUUUCCCAUGGAGUUGAGGAUCCCUAUCCUGUACCUGGCAGCGAAGACCAAGCGGUGCUCAUUUGCUGAGAUGGCUGAAGAUGUGUUCAACUAUGUGAGGGAGAGGUACUUCGUGGGGGAGUCAGUGGAGGCAUGCCUGGAGGGGGAGAACUGGAGGGAGUCACAUGUGCUCUCCGUGACCGCCCCUAAACAGCAGCCUGGCAGCAAAGUGACCCUGCCAGCAUCCGCCUACUGCUACGAGGUGGAGCAGUUUGAGUCCUCAUCCUCUGGCCAGGUGGUGGUGGCGGCCCACGACCGCGUCCGCAGACGCAAGGGAGUCUUCUCCCGGGACAAGUGCCGCCUGUUCCUGAAGCAGUUUGUUGAGAUGGAGAACACUGUUAUUGUCAUUAAGAAAGCAGCCCUAGAAAAGUACAACAUCGGCAAAGUGAACUUCGAGCAGAUCUUCACUGGGAGCCCCCCCGACUUCCCGUCGUCCAAGAGGCUGAUGAAGACCAGCAUCUCCCCAGCCAAGGGCCAGCCCAAGCCCGGCUCGGCCAGCAAGGCCAAGCCCGCCAAGAAGCCGAGCCCAGAGAAGAAGGGGCAACAGUCCAUGGACAAGUUUGUCAAGAAGAGCGAUAAGGCUGAUGCGCCAAAACCGAAGCCAGACCCGGCAGCCAAAAAGAGCGGUCAAGACCUCGCAGACAAGAUGCGUCGUGCAGAAGAACAGAUGAAGCAGAGGAGAGAAGACGAGAAGGCGAAGAAGAAGGAGAAGAACGCGCGCCUGCAGGCCUACCUCAAGGAGUGGCAGAAGGUCAAGGAUGAUCUGCUGCUUGAGGAUCAUAAGAUAAUACCAAAAGGCACGCCAGUGGUCAUCGAAGGCAUAGACAGCAAACACAUCGGGGAUUUCCUAUCAGUGCUCGAGUUCGUUCACCUCUACGCUGAAACUCUGAAAACUAAGGAAUUCUUCCACAACGGUCUGGACAUUGAAACCUUCAGGAAAGCGCUGACGGCCAAGGAGUAUGCUAGCUGCUUUAGCGACCUGAUACAGAUGAUGCUGCAGACGAUAUUCUCGCUGCAAGAGGACGAGGCGGAGGAGUACAACGAGGGCGGCAGCAUCGACGUGUCCAACGGACUCGACGAGGAGGCGCCAUCUGCCGAGCUGGACAUGAACAGAGCCGUGGAGCUCGCGACCAAGGCCAGCAAGUGGCCGCAGACCUACCUGGGGACGCCGCUCAGCAAGCUGCCCAUGGACCCCACCACCGUCAGCGAGGUGCUCAGACUGCACCUGCUAUCCUCGGGAGCAGCAGCCGGCAGCCGCUGCGCGGCGUGGCGCUACCAGCAGCGCGGCGGCUACUCGGCGCGCGACGAGCCCGCGCUGCAGCUGCGUCGGCACAACCCGCGCCCGCUGCUCGCGCUGCGCGCUGCCCACGUCACCGCCUUGCCUCUAGAGGACAAGUUCACGAUCCUGCAGUGCCUACAGAACCAGAUCCUGUCGUACGCGACCGUGCGCGACAUCGUGGAGGAGAAGCUCGAGAACUACAAGGCCAUGAAGCACGAGCUCCGGAUGUCCCAUAUACAAGAGCGCAAACGCGAAGCCGAACUCCUAGUAGCCAAGGCCAAGCUCAAGAAGGAGGCCGCAGCCAAGAAGGAGGAACAGAAGCUCACGGGAGACAAGGCGAAGGCGGUGGACCUCGAGCUCACGAGGGCGAUAGAGAAGUUGACCAAAGAAGGCGAAGACAAGAAGGCGCAGUACGUGAAAAAGAGCAAUCAACUGCAGAAGGACUGCUUCGAGUAUGUCUCGUAUCUUGGCUCAGACCGCGCCUACCGCCGCUACUGGCUGAACCAGUGUGUGGCUGGUCUCUUCGUCGAAGCGGGGGCCGAGCCGCGUGGGCCCUGUCUCGACAAGCCAGUGUUACCUGCCCCGCCAGAUGAGGACACGUUGACCUAUGUGACCAAGCUGUUUGAGAGCGAUAAGGAGAGAGGCGGAAGCGACAAAGAGAACGACUCGGGCGCCAACUCGCGCGGCAACUCGCCCAAGAAGCCGCUCGCCCACCUCAACGGACUCACGCAGAAGCUCAGCGGGCUCGAGAGUAACUUGCAGCACAUGAAGGAGCUGCUCAUGUGUACUGGCGACAUAUCAACCUGCUACCCUCACGGCAGCGCCUCCCGCCCGCAGUGGUGGGUGCUCCACAGCCCCGAGCAAGUGUCGGCCCUUAUGACGUCACUGAACAAGCGCGGCGCGCGCGAGGCCGAGCUGCGGCACUCGCUGGAGGUGGACCUGCCGCGCUUGCUGCACUAUGUGAAGGAUGCUCCGCUGUCGGCGCUGAAUCCUAGUGUUGCACCGCCGCCACCAGUAGCCCCUACACGGCGCAACAAGUUCCAACCCUCCCUCGUAGUCCCUCCCGACUGCUCCGUGCGCGAGGCGCUGGAGCUGUCCCUCAGGGACUACAUACUGGAGCUGGAGGAGAAGAUCUUCCACGGCUGUCUGGGCGCCGUGCAGGUCAAGGAUCGCGAGGCGUGGCGCGGCACAAUAAUGCUGCGCGGCUACGACAAGCAGGCCAACUACCUCAGCUGGGGCCCGCGCAAGCAGUUCCGCGACGACUGCCACCUGCCUAAUGGAGUCUUCAAGAUGCCCGCUGAAGUGGACCCGUCCAACCCGAUCCCAGAGAACAAGUACCGAGACCCGGGCCACUACUUAUCAGACCGGGUGAACGGGGUCAAGUUGGAACCGGACACAGUGAAGACCGAGGCGCCGGCGGGCGGCGUGGUGCGCGGGCUGGCCAGCGCACUUCUGCAGGUCGAACAGGGGAUCCAUCAUAAGUACCUGAAGAGGCCGUUGGGUCUGGAUGACAAGGAGCGCAAGGAGCGGGAGGCGAAGGGCAAGUCACUAGAUAUGGAGGCGCUCGAGCGCUGGGAGGUGUCGCUCAUGGAGUGCCAGAGCUUCGCACAGAUCUGCCUACACCUCUUCACCCUAGACUCGAGCGUCUCUUGGUCCGCCAGCAUCCUGAACGCGAGCUGCAAGAUCUGCCGGCGCAAGACCGACCCGGACAACAUGCUGCUCUGCGACCAUUGUAAUAAGGGCCACCAUCUGUACUGUCUGAAGCCUAAACUCACCAAAGUGCCAGAAGGUGACUGGUUCUGCGCGCAGUGCAAGCCGAAGGAACAGAAGACGCCGAGAAAGAGACGGAAGAUAUUCUCCGACGAGGAGCUAGAAGAAGCUAUGCAUGAAGACAGCGACUCAGAAUCCGAAUCCCCCGCUGUCUGCGGCACGUGCGGCUCCGGCGGCGAGCUGGCGGCCGCGUGCAGCUCGUGCCGCGCCCCCCACCACGCCGAGUGCCUGCCCCCCCGCGCCUCCCGCCGCGCGUUAUGCAAGCAAUGUACUCCUGCGAGAGAGCGGCGACGGUGCGCGGAGACGGCCAUCACGAAUAUCCACGAGUACACGCGCGCUCUGAACGCGCCGCGCCAUGACACCUCCGAGUCAGACGACAGUGAAGACAACACGGCCCUCGUCAGGCUAAAGACGACGAGGAAGUCUAGAAAUAGCAAAGAACCAUCGCCAAUGGUGAACGGACAUUCCACUACUAAGAAAUCUAGGAAAUCAAAAGAAGAAACGAAUACGAGCAGUAGAAAGUCCCGCACUUCGGGUGCCACCACGCCCGUCAUGAACGGACAUCAUGAAGAGCGCAAGUCCAGCCGUCGCAGCAGCAAGGGGGCAGCGAGCCAGCCCGCGCUGCACGCCCCCGCGCUGCAGCAGCUGCUGAAGGAGCUGCUCAAGCACAAGGACAGCUGGCCCUUCGCCGAGCCCGUGGACGUGGAGGAGGUGCCAGACUACCUGUCCAUCAUCUCGACCCCGAUGGACCUGUCGACCAUGCAGGGCAAGCUGGCGUCAGGCGGCUACGAGAGCGACGCGCAGUUCGUCGCCGACGCCGCGCUCGUGUUCCGCAACUGCUACACGUACAACCGCGACACGCACCCCGUCGCCAGGUCAGCGGUGCGCCUAGAGAAGUACUUCAACAAGCGCGCGGCCGAGCUCGAGCUGCCGACGCUACCGGAAAUGAACUUCGACGAAGAAGCGGAAGCGGAAGUGGAGGCCGGAAGCAAGCGCUCCUCCUCCGAGGAGCCGCCGACGGCCAAGCGAGUGAAGACCAAGUGAUAUCCGCUUCCGCCGCCGAAGCUCACAGACUAUGUGUGUUAUUGAGGAGUGAGGGUGUGAGGUUUGAGUUCGUCUUUGGAAAAUUAGGAGUAUUUGGAAGGUGUUAUGGGGGUUUAAUGGCGUUGGGAAAUGGAAACUAUUCCGUUGAUUCACAGAUGGUCCUAAAUUAUCUGUUUUCUUAUAUUACUGUAUUUAGCAAUUACUAUAAACUAAAUGAUAAAAGAUAGGCAUGUGUAUUUAUCACAUAUUUUACGUUCAUGUAACUUACGUGCUGGACACGCAAAAACAGUCUCAGCUAAGGCCACGUCGCCAUUACCCUCUCUAAACAUAAUAAACUCUGAAAAUACAAUGUCAGUCUUGUGAAAAUUCAAGGAAACUCAAACUAGUACAUUUAUUGUAAUAAAAUAAUUUAACAAGGACGAACUUGAACUCGACGCUCGAAUACAAAUCGAAUUGUGAUAUUCCAAAACUUAGUGAAAAGUAAAUUAUGUAAGUGCUUUUAUGUAAAAUCGUGUCAGAAACGUGCCCAGUGCAGUGUUUGCCGACUCUCGCGACCAACGGUAAGCAUUGUCUAGCUCAUGUUUAUAAAACUAUUCCGAGUAUUAUCUACUCAUUGCUUCGUACGGUUUCAUUCAAGGAAUACUGUCAC